UCUGGACGAAGUCUCAAGUCUGUGAUCUGAUCUCCUGUCAGUGGUUGAAUUUUAGAGGUUAGAUUUUGAAGCAAAGUAAUUUUAUUACAAAAUUAAAUAGAAAAGUAUUCGUAAAUAGCAAAUCCUAUAAUUCCUAUAUAAUAAAAAUGGAUUCCUUGUCUACCGGAUCAUUAAGUGGAGUUCAAAAGGAGGAGUUGAUGGAUCAGGUUAAGCAACAAAUUGCGAUCGCCAAUGCCCAGGAACUUCUGACGAAAAUGUCCGAGAAAUGUUUUAAAAAGUGCAUAAACAAACCAGGAACGUCUUUAGAUAAUUCAGAACAAAAAUGCAUAGCAAUGUGCAUGGACAGAUAUAUGGACGCUUGGAACCUUGUAUCAAGAACCUACAGCAGUCGCAUUCAACGAGAAAGAAAUAAUAUGUAAACUAUUCUCAAGUGUUCAAACUUACGUUGUGCUGUAAAUAUAGAGAAUGUAGUACCGGUGCAUUUUUGAUGUGAGUUGCGUCUACCAAUUGUUAUAUUUAAAAUAAAAAAUGUUUUAGGUUAUGUAAA
Molecule: messenger RNA, 547 nt
Organism: Bicyclus anynana (squinting bush brown)
Lineage: Eukaryota; Metazoa; Arthropoda; Insecta; Lepidoptera; Nymphalidae
Product: mitochondrial import inner membrane translocase subunit Tim13-like
Exons: 1
Coding region: 147-419 (90 amino acids)
Source: RefSeq, a predicted model, not a curated record